AUGAGGUGCCACGUUGCCACCAGCUGCCAGGUGGUAUGGCUGUUUGUGCUGAUCUCUGGAUGCUGGGGCCAGGUGAACCGGCUGCCCUUCUUCAUCAACCACUUCUUCGACACGUACCUGCUGAUCAGCGAGGACACGCCUGUGGGUUCCUCUGUGACCCAGUUGCUGGCCCGAGACAUGGACAAUGACCCGCUGGUGUUUGGCGUGUCUGGUGAGGAGGCCUCCCGCUUCUUUGCUGUGGAGCCUGACACAGGAGUGGUGUGGCUCCGGCAGCCACUGGACAGAGAGACCAAAUCGGAGUUCACAGUGGAGUUCUCCGUCAGUGACCACCAGGGGGUGAUCACGCGGAAGGUGAACAUCCAGGUCGGGGACGUGAAUGACAAUGCGCCCACAUUUCACAAUCAGCCCUACAGUGUCCGCAUCCCUGAGGACACACCGGUGGGGACGCCCAUCUUCAUCGUGAACGCCACAGACCCCGACCUGGGUGCCGGCGGCAGCGUCCUCUACUCCUUCCAGCCCCCCUCCCCGUUCUUCGCCAUCGACAGUGCCCGCGGCAUCGUCACGGUGAUCCAGGAGCUGGACUACGAGACGACGCAGGCCUACCAGCUCACCGUCAACGCCACGGAUCAAGACAAGACCCGGCCUCUGUCCACCCUGGCCAACUUGGCCAUCAUCAUCACAGACGUCCAGGACAUGGACCCCAUCUUCAUCAACCUGCCCUACAGCACCAACAUCUAUGAGCACUCUCCUCCGGGCACCACCGUACGCGUUAUCACCGCCAUCGACCAGGACAAAGGACGCCCCCGGGGGAUUGGCUACACCAUCGUCUCAGGGAAUACCAACAGCAUCUUUGCCCUGGACUACAUCAGUGGGGCGCUGACCCUGAAUGGUCUGCUGGACCGGGAGAACCCCCUGUACAGCCACGGCUUCAUCCUGACGGUGAAGGGCACAGAGCUGAAUGAUGACCGCACCCCCUCCGACGCCACCGUCACCACGACCUUCAACAUCCUGGUUAUUGAUAUCAAUGACAACGCCCCAGAGUUCAACAGCUCCGAGUACAGUGUGGCCAUCACUGAGCUGGCGCAGGUCGGCUUUGCCCUCCCCCUCUUCAUCCAGGUGGUGGACAGGGAUGAGAACCUGGGCCUGAACAGCAUGUUCGAGGUGUACCUGGUGGGGAACAACUCCCACCACUUCAUCAUCUCCCCCACCUCCGUCCAAGGGAAGGCGGACAUUCGCAUCCGGGUGGCCAUCCCCCUGGACUACGAGACCGUGGAGCGCUACGACUUCGACCUCUUUGCCAAUGAGAGUGUGCCCGACCACGUGGGCUAUGCCAAGGUGAAGAUCGCCCUCAUCAACGAGAAUGACAACCGGCCCAUCUUCAGCCAGCCGCUGUACAACGUCAGCCUGUACGAGAACGUCACCGUGGGGACCUCGGUGCUGACAGUGCUGGCAACGGACAAUGACGUGGGCACCUUCGGGGAAGUCAGCUACUUCUUCAGCGACGACCCAGACCGGUUCUCUCUGGACAAGGACACGGGACUUAUCAUGCUGAUCGCCAAACUGGACUAUGAGCUCAUCCAGCGCUUCACCUUGACCGUCAUCGCCCGGGAUGGGGGCGGGGAGGAGACCACAGGCCGGGUCCGGAUCAACGUGUUGGACGUCAACGACAAUGUGCCCACCUUCCAGAAGGAUGCCUACGUGGGCGCCCUGCGAGAGAAUGAGCCUUCCGUCACACAGCUGGUGCGGCUCCGGGCAACAGACGAAGACUCCCCUCCCAACAACCAGAUUACCUACAGCAUCGUCAACGCCUCCGCCUUCGGCAGCUACUUCGACAUCAGCGUGUAUGAAGGCUAUGCAGUGAUCAGUGUGAGCCGCCCCCUGGAUUACGAGCAGAUACCCAACGGACUGAUUUAUCUGACGGUCAUGGCCAAGGACGCUGGCAACCCCCCUCUGAACAGCACUGUCCCUGUCACCAUCGAGGUGUUUGAUGAAAAUGACAACCCUCCCACCUUCAGCAAGCCUGCGUACUUCGUCUCUGUGGUGGAGAGCAUCAUGGCAGGAGCCACGGUGCUGAUCCUGAAUGCCACGGACCUGGACCGCUCCCGGGAGUACGGCCAGGAGUCCAUCAUCUACUCCUUGGAGGGCUCCUCCCAGUUCCGGAUCGGCGCCCGCUCAGGUGAGCUCACCACCACCUCCCUGCUGGACCGUGAGACCAAGUCUGAAUACAUCCUCAUCGUACGAGCAGUGGAUGGGGGCGUGGGCCACAACCAGAAAACUGGCAUCGCCACCGUCAACAUCACCCUCCUGGACAUCAAUGACAACCACCCCACCUGGAAGGACGCUCCCUACUACAUCAACCUGGUGGAGAUGACCCCUCCAGACUCUGAUGUGACCACGGUGGUGGCCGUGGACCCGGACCUGGGGGAGAAUGGCACCCUGGUGUACAGCAUCCAGCCGCCUAACAAGUUCUACAGCAUCAACAGCAGCACAGGCAAGAUCCGCACCACCCACGUCAUGCUGGACCGGGAGAACCCCGACCCCCACGAGGCGGAGCUCAUGCGCAAGAUCAUCAUCUCCGUCACGGACUGUGGCAGGCCCCCUCUGAGAGCUACCAGCAGUGCCACGGUGUUUGUGAACCUCUUGGACCUCAAUGACAACGACCCCAUCUUUCAAAACCUACCUUUUGUGGCUGAAGUACUUGAAGGCACCCCUGCGGGGGUCUCCGUCUACCAGGUGGUGGCCAUCGACCUGGACGAGGGCCUGAACGGGCUGGUGUCCUACCGCAUGCAGGUGGGCAUGCCCCGUAUGGACUUCCUCAUCAACAGCAGCAGUGGCGUGGUGGUCACCACCACCGAGCUGGACCGCGAGCGCAUCGCCCAGUACCAGCUGCGGGUGGUGGCCACCGACGCGGGCACGCCCACCAAGAGCUCCACCAGCACACUCACCAUCCGAGUGCUGGACGUGAACGAUGAGACGCCCACCUUCUUCCCGGCCGUGUACAACGUCUCCGUGUCCGAGGAUGUGCCGCGGGAUUUCCGCGUGGUCUGGCUGAACUGCACCGACAACGACGUGGGCCUCAACGCUGAGCUCAGCUACUUCAUCACAGGUGGAAACGUGGAUGGGAAGUUCAGCGUUGGCUACCGCGAUGCCGUGGUGAGGACAGUGGUGAACCUGGACCGGGAGACCACGGCCGCGUACACACUCGUCCUGGAGGCCAUUGACAAUGGCCCCGUGGGCAAGCGGCGCACGGGCACCGCCACCGUGUUCGUCACCGUCCUGGACGUGAAUGACAACCGGCCCAUCUUCCUGCAGAGCAGCUACGAGGCCAGUGUCCCCGAGGACAUCCCUGAGGGCCACAGCAUCGUGCAGCUACAGGCCACAGACGCCGACGAGGGCGAGUUUGGGCGUGUGUGGUACCGCAUCCUCCAAGGUAACCAUGGCAACCACUUCCGUAUCCACGUCAGUGACGGGCUCCUGGUUCGAGGGCCCCAGCCCCUGGACCGGGAGCAAGACUCAUCCCACGUGCUGAUAGUGGAGGCCUAUAACCACGACCUGGGCCCCAUGAGGAGCUCCGUCAGGGUGAUUGUGUAUGUGGAGGACGUCAACGAUGAGGCCCCGGUGUUCACACAGCAACAGUACAGCCGCCUGGCACUUCGAGAGACUGCAGGCAUUGGCACGUCUGUCAUCGUCGUCAAAGCCACAGACCGAGACACUGGGGACGGUGGCCUGAUAAACUACCGCAUCCUGUCGGGUGCCGAAGGGAAAUUCGAGAUUGACGAGAGCACGGGGCUCAUCAUCACCGUGGAUUACCUGGACUACGAGACCAAGACCAGCUACCUGAUGAAUGUGUCCGCCACCGACCAGGCGCCCCCCUUCAACCAGGCCUUCUGCAGCGUCUAUAUCACGCUGCUCAACGAGCUGGAUGAGGACGUGCAGUUCUCCAACGCCUCCUAUGAGGCUGCCAUCAUGGAGAACCUGGCCCUGGGCACCGAGAUUGUGCGGGUCCAGGCCUACUCCAUCGACAACAUCAACCUGAUCACCUAUCGCUUCGACGCCCACACCAGCGCGCAGGCCAAAGCCCUCUUCAAGAUAGACACCUACACGGGCGUGAUCACAGUCAAGGGCCUGGUGGACCGGGAGAAAGGCGACUUCUACACCUUGACGGUGGUGGCGGAUGACGGCGGCCCCAAAGUAGACGCCACUGUGAAGGUCUACAUCACUGUGCUGGACGAGAAUGACAACAGCCCUCAGUUUGACGUCACCUCCGACUCGGCUGUCAGCGUGCCAGAGGACUGCCCCGUGGGCCAGCGUGUGGCCACUGUCAAGGCCCAGGACCCUGAUGCCGGCAGCAACGGGCAGGUGGUUUUCUCUCUGGCCUCGGGCAACAUCGCUGGGGCCUUUGAGAUCGUCACCACCAAUGACUCCAUCGGCGAAGUGUUCGUGGCCAGGCCCCUGGACAGAGAAGAGCUGGACCACUAUAUCCUCAAGGUGGUGGCAUCUGACCGGGGCACCCCUCCACGGAAGAAGAGCCACAUCCUGCAGGUGACCAUCCUGGACGUCAAUGACAACCCCCCAGUGAUCGAGAGCCCCUUCGGAUAUAAUGUCAGCGUGAACGAGAACGUGGGCGGGGGCACUGCCGUGGUCCAGGUGAGAGCCACUGACCGUGACAUCGGGAUCAACAGCGUUUUGUCCUACUACAUCACCGCGGGCAACGACGACAUGACCUUCCGCAUGGACCGCAUCACUGGGGAGAUCACCACGCGGCCCGCCCCACCCGACCGCGAGCACCAGAGCUUCUACCACUUGGUGGUCACCGUCGAGGACGAGGGCACCCCUCCACUGUCGGCCACCACUCACGUGUAUGUGACCAUCGUGGACGAGAACGAUAACGCACCUGUGUUUCAGCAGCCCCACUACGAGAUCUUGCUGGAUGAGGGGCCGGACACGAUCAAUGCCAGCCUUGUCACCAUCCAGGCGCUAGACCUGGACGAAGGGCCCAAUGGCACAGUGACCUACGCCAUCAUUGCAGGCAACAUCAUCGAUACUUUCCAUAUUGACAGACACACGGGUGUCAUCCGUGCUGCCAAGGAGCUGGACUAUGAGAUCUGCCAUGGCCGCUACACCCUGAUCGUCACAGCCACAGACCAGUGCCCCAUCUUGUCCCGCCGCCUCACCUCCACCACCACGGUGCUUGUGAACGUGAAUGACAUCAACGACAACGUGCCCACCUUCCCCCGGGACUAUGAGGGGCCGUUCGAUGUCACCGAGGGCCAGCCGGGGCCUAGAGUGUGGACCUUCCUGGCCCAUGACCGGGACUCGGGCCCCAACGGGCAGGUGGAGUAUAGCAUCGUGGAUGGAGACCCCCUGGGGGAGUUUUUGAUCUCUCCUGUGGAGGGUGUGCUGCGGGUCCGGAAGGAUGUGGAGCUGGACCGGGAAACCAUUGCCUUCUAUAACCUGACCAUCUGUGCUCGAGACAGGGGGGUGCCCCCACUCAGUUCCACGAUGCUGGUGGGGAUUCGGGUGCUGGACAUCAAUGACAACGACCCUGUGCUGCUCAACCUCCCCAUGAACGUGACCAUCAGUGAGAACAGCCCCGUCUCCAGCUUCGUCGCCCACAUCCUGGCCAGCGACGCUGACAGUGGGUGCAAUGCCCUCCUCACCUUUAACAUCACUGCAGGCAACCGGGAGCGGGCCUUCGCCAUCAAUGCCACGUCAGGGAUCGUCACCGUGAACCGGCCCCUGGACCGCGAGCGGAUCCCAGAGUACAAGCUCACCAUUUCCGUGAAGGACAACCCGGAGAACCCGCGCAUAGCCAGGAGGGAUUUUGACUUGCUGCUGAUCUUCCUUGCGGACGAGAAUGAUAACCACCCCAUCUUCACGGAGAGCACCUACCAGGCAGAGGUGAUGGAGAACUCUCCUGCUGGGACCCCCCUCACGGUGCUCAACGGGCCCAUCCUGGCCCUGGAUGCGGACCUGGACGUCUAUGCCGUGGUGACCUACCAGCUGCUGGGUGCCCAGAGCGGCCUCUUUGACAUCGACAACAGCACAGGCGUGGUGACAGUGAGGUCGGGUGUGGUCAUUGACCGGGAGGCCUUCUCACCUCCCGUCUUGGAGCUGCUGCUGCUGGCUGAGGACAUUGGGCUGCUCAACGGCACAGCUGACCUGAUCGUCACCAUCCUGGAUGACAAUGACAACUGGCCCACCUUUAGCCCUGCCGCCCUCACCAUCCACCUGCUGGAGAACUGCCCCCCAGGAUUCUCAGUCCUUCAGGUCACAGCCACAGAUGAGGACAGUGGCCUCAACGGGGAGCUGGUCUACCGGAUAGAAGCGGGGGCUCAGGACCGCUUCCUCAUCCACCCGGUCACGGGGGUCAUCCGCGUGGGCAACGUCACCAUUGACAGGGAGGAGCAGGAGUCCUACAGGCUGACCGUGGUGGCCUCCGACCGGGGCACCGUGCCCCUCUCUGGCACGGCCAUCAUCACCAUCCUUAUCGAUGACAUUAACGACUGCCGCCCCGAGUUCAUCAACCCCAUCCACACCGUGACCGUGCUGGAGUCCGCCGAGCCCGGCACCGUCAUUGCCAAUGUCACCGCCAUCGACCGUGACCUCAACCCAAAGCUGGAGUACCACAUCGUCAGCAUCGUGGCCAAGGACGACACAGACCGCCUGGUGCCUGACCAGGAGGACGCCUUUGCUGUGAAUAUCAACACAGGGUCUGUUUUGGUGAAGUCUCCCCUGAACCGGGAAUUCGUUGCUACCUAUGAGGUCACUCUCUCGGUGAUUGACAAUGCCAGCGACCUACCAGAGCGUGCUGUCAGCGUGCCAAAUGCCAAGCUGACAGUCAACAUCCUGGAUGUCAAUGACAACACGCCCCGGUUCAAGCCCUUUGGGAUCACCUACUACACAGAGAAGGUCCUGGAGGGGGCCACCCCGGGCACCACGCUCAUCGCUGUAUCAGCCGUGGACCCCGACAAGGGCCUCAAUGGGCUGAUCACCUACAGCCUGCUGGACCUGAUGCCCCCAGGCUACGUUCAGCUGGAAGACUCCUCGGCAGGGAAGGUCAUUGCCAACCGGACGGUGGACUAUGAGGAAGUGCACUGGCUCAACUUCACGGUGAGGGCUUCAGACAAUGGGUCCCCGCCCCGGGCGGCCGAGAUCCCCGUCUACCUGGAGAUUGUGGACAUCAACGACAACAACCCCAUAUUUGACGAGCCUUCCUACCAGGAAGCCGUCUAUGAGGAUGUGCCCGUGGGCACAGUCAUCCUGACGGUCACUGCUUCUGAUGCCGACUCGGGCAACUUUGCCGUCAUUGAGUACAGCCUUGUGGAUGGAGAGGGCAAGUUUGCCAUCAACCCCACCACGGGCGACAUCUAUGUGCUGUCCUCCCUGGACCGGGAGAAGAAGGACCACUAUAUCCUGACUGCCUUGGCCAAAGACAACCCUGGGGAUGUAGCCAGCAACCGUCGAGAAAAUUCGGUGCAGGUGAGGGGUGCCAGGUUAGGCCAGCGACUCCCGGGAAUGGGGCUGUGUAGGCAGCAAGAAGAGCCGUCACCUGAAGAUGAGGGCUCCAACGGGGAAGUGACCUACUCACUUGAGGGCCCUGGUGAGGAGGCCUUCCACGUGGACAUGGACUCAGGCCUGGUGACCACAAAGCGGCCAUUGCAUUCCUACGAGAGGUUCAACCUGACCGUGGUGGCCACCGACGGCGGCGAGCCCCCGCUCUGGGGCACGACCAUGCUCCUGGUGGAAGUCAUCGACGUCAAUGACAACCGCCCUGUCUUUGUGCGCCCCCCCAACGGCACCAUCGUCCACAUCAAAGAGGAGGUCCCGCUGCGCUCCAACGUGUACGAGGUCUAUGCCACAGACCAGGACGAGGGCCUCAACGGGGCCGUGCGCUACAGCUUCCUGAAGACCACAGGCAACAGGGACUGGGAGUACUUCACCAUUGACCCCAUCAGCGGCCUCAUCCAGACGGCGCAGCGCCUGGACCGUGAGAAGCAGGCCAUGUACAGCCUCAUCCUGGUGGCCAGCGACCUGGGCCAGCCAGUGCCUUAUGAGACCAUGCAGCCCAUGCAGGUGGCCCUGGAUGACAUCGAUGACAACGAGCCCCUCUUCCUGAGGCCUCCAAAAGGCAGCCCCCAGUACCAGCUGCUGACAGUGCCCGAGCACUCACCGCGUGGCACCCUCGUGGGCAAUGUGACCGGCGCCGUGGACGCAGACGAGGGCUCCAACGCCAUCGUGUACUACUUCAUCGCAGCUGGGAACGAAGAGAAGAAUUUCCAUCUUCAGCCUGACGGGCGUCUGCUGGUGCUAAAGGACCUGGACCGGGAGCGCGAAGCUGUUUUCUCCUUCAUCGUCAAGGCCUCGAGCAAUCGCAGCUGGACGCCUCCCCGGGGACCCGCACCGGACCUGGACCUGGUCACGGACCUCACCCUGCAGGAGGUGCGCGUCGUGCUAGAGGACAUCAACGACCAGCCCCCGCGCUUCACGAAGGCUGAGUACACUGCAGGAGUGGCCACUGACGCCAAGAUGGGCUCGGAGUUGAUUCAGGUGCUGGCCCUGGACGCAGACAUUGGCAACAACAGCCUGGUCUUCUACAGCAUUCUGGCCAUUCACUACUUCCGGGCCUUUGCCAAUGACUCCGAGGACGUGGGCCAGGUCUUCACCAUGGGGAGUGUGGAUGGCAUCCUGCGCACCUUCGACCUCUUCAUGGCCUACAGCCCCGGCUACUUUGUGGUGGACAUUGUGGCCCAGGACCUGGCAGGCCACAACGACACGGCCAUCAUCGGCAUCUACAUCCUGAGGGAUGACCAGCGCGUCAAGAUCGUCAUUAACGAGAUCCCCGACCGCGUGCGUGGCUUUGAGGAGGAGUUCAUCCGCCUGCUCUCCAACAUCACCGGUGCCAUUGUCAACACUGACGACGUGCAGUUCCACGUGGAUAAGAAGGGUCGGGUGAACUUCGCACAGACAGAGCUGCUCAUCCACGUGGUGAACCGAGAUACCAACCGCAUCCUGGACGUGGACCGGGUGAUCCAGAUGAUCGACGAGAACAAGGAACAGCUGCGGAAUCUUUUCCGGAACUACAAUGUCAUGGACGUGCAGCCUGCCAUCACUGUCCAGCUGCCCGAAGACAUGUCUGCCCUGCAGAUGGCGAUCAUCGUCCUGGCCAUCCUCCUCUUCCUGGCUGCCAUGCUCUUCAUCCUCAUGAACUGGUACUACCGGACCGUACACAAGAGGAAACUCAAAGCCAUCGUGGCUGGCUCCGCAGGGAACCGUGGCUUCAUCGACAUCAUGGACAUGCCCAACACCAACAAGUAUUCCUUUGACGGGGCCAACCCAGUAUGGCUGGAUCCUUUCUGCCGGAACCUGGAGCUGGCCGCCCAGGCCGAGCACGAGGACGACCUGCCGGAGAACCUGAGCGAGAUCGCAGACCUGUGGAGCAGCCCCACCCGCACCCACGGAACUUUUGGACGUGAGCCAGCAGCAGUGAAACCUGACGAAGACCGCUACUUGCGGGCAGCCCUCCAGGAGUACGACAACAUUGCCAAGCUGGGCCAGAUCAUCCGCGAGGGGCCCAUCAAGGGCUCGCUGCUGAAGGUGGUCCUGGAGGAUUACCUGCGGCUCAAAAAGCUCUUUGCACAGCGGAUGGUGCAAAAAGCCUCCUCCUGCCACUCCUCCAUCUCCGAGUUGAUCCAGACGGAGCUGGAGGAGCCGGGGGAGCGCAGCCCGGGCCAGGGCAGCCUGCGCUUCUGCAAGCCGCCUCCGGAGCUCAAGGGGCCCGACGGGAUCCACAUGGUGCAUGGCAGCACGGGCACACUCCUGGCCACUGACCUCAACAGCCUGCCUGAGGACGACCAGAAGGGUCUGGGCCGCUCACUGGAGACGCUGACAGCGGCCGAGGCCAGUGCCUUCGAGCGCAACGCCCGCACGGAGUCCGCCAAAUCCACGCCCCUGCACAAGCUUCGAGAUGUGAUCAUGGAGAGCCCCCUGGAGAUCACGGAGCUAUGACUAGAUGGGGGAGCCUCACCGGUGUGAGCAGCGCCAGGACCGGGGGGUGCGGACCCCUCCAAGCCGACCCUGGCUCACGACCGUGGCUUGGUCAAGUGGUGGCAGCCUGCUCUCUGCAGCUCAGACGCCACUGCUGCCAGGCACUCAUUCAGCAUCUGAUCUCUACCUUCAUAAAAUCUGUUAUUUUUUUAAGAAAACCAAACAAGAAUGUUAAGUGUCUAAGGACAAGGUAAGGAGCAUCCCUGGGGGACAGGAGUACGGACCAACUCAGCCCGGGCUGAGCUGAGAGGCCAAGCAGACGCCCUUCCCCUCUCCGCCCCUCCCAGCCCAGCCUGGCCUUGACUUCUGUUCAAGUCUCACGCGUUUCUGCCAUGUCCGACCGGACACCAGGUGGGGCAAUGAGUGGCCCCUGCCUCCCCCCUGGACGAGGUAAUCAUCCACGAACCACGUGCUCUCCAUGUCACUGGCUUCCCCAACGUACCGGCUCAAAAGGAGAAAUGACUGGUGUUCCCUUGGUUUUGAAUGUAGAGUGUUCGUGUGUAUUCCUUUUUAAACUAAGUUAUUCCCUCAA
This is a messenger RNA of Myotis davidii, 10579 nucleotides long. It is a transcript of the gene CDH23, whose product is annotated as cadherin-related 23. Gene Ontology annotation, molecular function: calcium ion binding. NCBI's taxonomy places the organism in Eukaryota, Metazoa, Chordata, Mammalia, Chiroptera, Vespertilionidae. Gene Ontology annotation, biological process: homophilic cell-cell adhesion. Gene Ontology annotation, cellular component: plasma membrane. The record is from RefSeq and is a predicted model, not a curated record. The coding region runs from base 1 to 10008 and encodes 3335 amino acids. The transcript is spliced from 70 exons.